Messenger RNA from Rangifer tarandus platyrhynchus (Svalbard reindeer), 300 nucleotides. The record is from the annotation of a GenBank genome assembly. NCBI's taxonomy places the organism in Eukaryota, Metazoa, Chordata, Mammalia, Artiodactyla, Cervidae.
AUGUUGGUGACAGUCUUUGGUAAUCAAGUAGUUGGAAACACAGGACAAAGUCCAAUGUUACAAUGUCAGCCUUGGCCUGAAAAACAGAAUUUGCACUUGUCCUUAAACAUGCUUAACUUUAAACCACUUGAAAUGAUGCAGAAGCGAUUUUUUUCUGAGCCCGUGUCAUGUGAGGAGAAGCACCCUUCUAGAGAAAGAACCACUCGGCCCAGCCCUCGGAAGGGACCCAGUGCCGCGGAGACACGGACGCCUUUUUCCCCGUGGUCUGGGCGCUCAGUUUUCAUCACAGCCAGGCUCUGA